CGCCAGGUGCGUCGCAGAGGACGAGGCGGUCUGGAUACGGCGACGCGCCGCUCGGACGUCCAAGGUGAUAGAAGUCAACUAAUACUCUACUUCAGGGCUAUUAUAUUCUUCCCAGAAAUAAUAGGAGGCUGCUUGUGCCAUGCGCUAAUACAGAGGGUUUGUGAAGACAUUUUCAGCAGUGGUCAUGGUUCCCAGUCCACAGAGCCUCCAGAUUGCAACACCAAGUCCAUCUCUAAAGCCCUUUAUGGAACAGAUGGAAUAUACUUCCUCCACACGUCAGCCAAACAUAAAAAGAAAGAACAACGGAAGAACUACACCAAAAACAGCAUCAACAGCAUGACGAACACCUCGCAGUACCAUGUUGAGCACCUGACCACAUUUGUUCUGGACAGGAAGGAAGCCAUGAUCAACACUGAGGAUGGAAUCAGGAAGCUCCGCCUGCUGGAUGCCAAGGGGAAGGUAUGGACCCAGGACAUGUUGCUGCAGGUGGAGGAGAAGACAGUCAGCCUCAUCGACCCAGAGACCAAGAAUGAGUUGGAGAACUUUCCCUUGGGGACCAUCAUGCACUGCCAGGCAGUGAUGUCAUCCUGCAACUACGACUCCAUCUUGGCUCUGGUGUGUAAGGAGCCAGGCCAGGGCAAACCAGACCUGCACCUGUUCCAGUGUGAUGACAUCAAGGCCAACCUGAUCCAGGCUGAUAUAGAGGGGGCCAUGAUGGAUCAGAAGGGAGGCAAGGUGAAGAAGAGGCCUGAAACACUACGGAUGAUUCUGAAGAGUGACGGGGUCAUCCCGCCGCCCCCCGUGGCGCCCGCCCCCGAGCCCCCCGCCACCCUCACCCAGGUGGACGUGAGGAGUCGUGUGGCAGCCUGGUCAGCCUGGGCGUCGGAGCAGCAGGACUAUGAUAAACAGCCUCAGUAUUCUGACCAGAAUGAACCUUCAGAGAUGAUGGCUACCAGAGUGGAUCGAGACGUGCAAAUCCUGAACCACAUUCUGGACCACAUCGAGUUCUUCGUGACCAAACUGCAGAAAGCGGCUGAGGCCUUCAACGAGCUCUCUAAGAGGAAGAAAUCUAAAAAGAACAAGAAGAAGGGACCCGGAGAGGGAGUGCUAACACUGCGAGCCAAGCCUCCCACUCAGGAGGAGUUUGUUGACUGUUUCCAGAAGUUCAAACAUGCCUUCAACCUGCUGGGGAAGUUGAAGUCCCACAUCCAGAACCCCAGCGCUGAUGAUCUGGUCCACUUCCUGUUCACACCACUCAGGAUGGUGAUCCAGACCUCUGGAGGGACAGAGCUGGCUAAGAGCGUGGUGGUUCCUCUGUUGACCAUAGAGGCUAUAGACUUCCUGCACUCAGCUGGGACGCCAGAGGAAAGACACCUGUGGGUUGCCCUGGGGGAGGGGUGGACCAAGUGCAGGUUGGAGUGGCCUAAGGACCACUACUUCCCUCCGUGUACGCUGCAGUUCCGUGAUGGUUGGGAACCUCCCAUGAUGCCGUUCGUCCCCCAAUCACGAGAGGCAGAGCUGAAUCAGCUGACCCAGACCCUCGCCCACUCUGAGAUCCUUAGACAGGAGGAGAUGGUUCACAGGCUGUCUACUGAGGUACCCCCUAUCAAUAAUGACAGUCCCUUCAUCAAUAAUGACAGUCCCUUCAUCAGUAAUGACAGUCCCUUCAUCAGUAAUGACAGUCCCUUCAUCAGUAAUGACAGUCCCUUCAUCAGUAAUGACAGUCCCUUCAUCAGUAAUGACAGUCCCUUCAUCAGUAAUGACAGUCCCUUCAUCAGUAAUGACAGUCCCUUCAUCAAUAAUGACAGUCCCUUCAUCAAUAAUGACAGUCCCUUCAUCAGUAAUGACAGUCCCUUCAUCAGUAAUGACAGUCCCUUCAUCAGUAAUGACAGUCCCUUCAUCAGUAAUGACAGUCCCUUCAUCAGUAAUGACAGUCCCUUCAUCAGUAAUGACAGUCCCUUCAUCAGUGUACAGGACUUCCCGUCUUCACAAGGGUAUGCAUUGGACAACAAGGCCUACAAACGCAUGCACCUCUCGGACCAGGGCACGGCCGUGCAGGCCUUCAACCAGGCCGUCUCACGACACGUAGACCGGAACUACGAUGCCCACGGCAGCAGAGGUCAGCCGAAACUGUUUGCCAAAUCCAAGUAUGACUUCGUGGCCAGAAACAACACGGAGCUGUCAUUGGUACAGGACGAGGUUGUGGAGGUGCUGGAUGACAGGAAGCAGUGGUGGAAAGUGUGUAACUGCUCCGGGGCGUCUGGUUAUGUGCCAAACAACAUCCUGGAGGUCACCAAGGCUGUGGACGUCACGGUGCGGGGGGAACCCAUCUAUAGCCAUACUAUACAGCUAAUGAUGCCAAAGAAGGAGUUUGAGUUGUUCAAGCAAUUACUGGGAGAGUUGAACGAGAAACAGCGGACGGACUACGUCCCCAAACCCAUGGCCCCCCAUGCCCCCCAUCCCCACACCCCCAUCCCGACACCCCUCCCUCCUGCCCCUCCACGUCUCCCCACCCCUCCCCUGCCCCCCCGGCCGAACCCCCCCCGCCCCCUCCCAGCACGGGAGGAGGGGAGGAAGUCCAACAUGGAGGAGGUUCAGGACGAGUUGAUGCACCGCCUCACGUUGGGUCGAAGCGCCAACAAGAAGUUUGCUGUUCCUGCUCGCAGCACCUCCCUCCCGUCCGUCAACAUCACGUACGACUCCUCCCCUGACGAGGUCAAGGCCUGGCUGCAGCUAAAGGGGUUCGGCUCUGUUACCAUUACCAGUCUGGGAGUGUUAACCGGAGCCCAGCUGUUCUCUCUAAAUAAGGAGGAGCUGAAGACGGUGUGUCCAGACGACGGGGCCAGGGUCUUCAGUCAGGUGACCGUCCAGAAGGCUGCUCUGGAGAGCAGUUCAGGGUCAGAGCUGCAGGAGAUCAUGCGGAGACGCCAGGAGAAGCUGUCGGUCACCGCCUGUAACUCAGGGGUCAUGUGACGAGUGCAGCAGCCACUGAACCCUCCGGGCCUCGCCCAACCUCCCUCAUGACCACGCCCCUUUACGUUGUCACGGUUUCUGUUUCCAGGACGCCACGGAGCGCGCCCAGUUCGCCGAGAUCCUGAGACGACGUCAGCAGCUUCUGGAGCAGUCACCUUAGAAGAGAAGCAACACUAGACAGACAGACUGGAAGGUUCAACAUGGACUACAGCACACAGAGUUAGCAUCCCAACUGGGGAGACCUGAUGACAAUAC
This is a messenger RNA of Oncorhynchus gorbuscha (pink salmon), 3228 nucleotides long. Its product is annotated as epidermal growth factor receptor kinase substrate 8-like. Gene Ontology annotation, cellular component: vesicle; ruffle membrane; plasma membrane. The record is from RefSeq and is a predicted model, not a curated record. Gene Ontology annotation, biological process: regulation of Rho protein signal transduction; positive regulation of ruffle assembly; Rho protein signal transduction. The annotation marks the transcript as partial. NCBI's taxonomy places the organism in Eukaryota, Metazoa, Chordata, Actinopteri, Salmoniformes, Salmonidae. Gene Ontology annotation, molecular function: actin binding. The transcript has 26 exons.